Molecule: messenger RNA, 1760 nt
Organism: Moneuplotes crassus
Lineage: Eukaryota; Ciliophora; Spirotrichea; Euplotida; Euplotidae
Source: the annotation of a GenBank genome assembly
UUGUAGAAUAACCUUUUGCAAUUGGACGCUUGAGAGGAUCAAAAGCCUUGAUAUGUUCAAGCAGUCGGUCAACCUUACUUUUCGAGGGAAGACUCAUUUCUCAAAUACUUUGGGCGCCCUGUGCACUCUCUUAGCUUACCUAGCUUUGCUUGGCUAUGGAAUAGUGCUUUUUAGAAUAAUGUUCAAGAGAACCAAUGUGAGCUGGAACCAUAACUCAGUGUAUACCAAUUUGGCAGAAGACCAUUCUGGACUGAUCUGGGACGAAGAAGAUCCUGAAUUCAAGAUAUUCUGGUCAGCAUUGAAUGUAAAUAAUUUGCCAGAGGGCUAUGAAAUGGAUCAACUAGGAAUUUCAGAAUUUUAUACUUUCUCUUCAGACAAUAAAAGUGAUGCCAUUCUUAAUUUCAAUACAACCCAGAUAGAUAAUAUAAGUUGAGAUAACAGCUUUUAUACCGUUCAUGACAAAAUGUAUCCAAAUGGCGAAGUCACUCCUAGUUGACCUCAACUUGCAGGCAAGAAAUUGCAAGGACGUUUUGGUUCGGGACAGGAUUAUAGAGAACUACAAUUUAAAUUUGAGCCAUGCUUUGAGAAUGAAGAUCGCCCAUGUGUUCCUCAGAAUGAAAUGGCUUCAAUACUCGAGAGAUCAUCUGUAAUGAUUCAUCUAAUGAACAGAUACGUUGAUUUGAACGAUAUUGACAAUCCAAUCAAGAAGUUUUAUGAUGAUGAAAUGUUCUUGGAAUUUAAGCAAAAUAAAAAUGUUGUUGUUGAAUUGAAGCUGAGGCAGCAUGAAGUAAUUCUGGAGGAUGGUCUGUUUCCAACUUUGUCAGAUCCAGACCCAAUUUACUUCAAUAGCAUUGAAGAUUAUUCUUACUCUGAAGAAGAUGUAGAAGAUCAUGGAUAUUUUUGGGGCGGUAUACAUGUUAGAAUUAGAAGGGACAGCCAGAUAGACCAGCACAGAAGAAGAGUCCUCAACUUCUUAGAAGUCACAGGAAUUCUAGGAGGUCUCUUUGAAGUCUUCGAAAUUGGAUUUGGAAUCAUCAUUGGACUCUACUCUUCUCAUAUGUUUAAGAAAAGCUUAUAUAAUGAUAUAAGAAAGUAUGAAGAAAAAUUCGAAGCGAUGGAGAAUUGCAUUUCUAAAUUGGAAAGCAAAAUUCAGAAGAACAACCAGAGACAGCAAGACAACAACUCUAGUUGAGUUGCUCCAUCUGCUAAGCUUAGGCGGCAAAGCCAAAUAAAUUUUAGAAAUAUAAACUAUGAGCCAGACAACGAAGAUGAAGAACUGAAAAUUCUUGAAGAGGUUAAGCAAAGAGUAAACAAUGAAGAAAGUAAAGAUUUCAACAUGGAGCCUGAUGUCGUUGAAGAAAGAAAAAUAGAGUAUACUCGCCCAAAAUUUCCAACAUUUGGACUUCCUGCAUUCGGACUUCUAGCCCAGGCUGAGGAGGAUGAAAAAAGUGAUGAAGACUUCAAAUAGCGCAAGAUGUUGCCCAAGUUUCAUGAAAAAAUCAAGAACAGAUAUGGAAGUAGAAAGGAUGAAGGAAUCGCUAGGCUGUCUAAAUAUAGUCUAUAUGAUCAAGGUUCUUCGAAGACAGACCCAAUACCUCCUCCUCAAAGACCAUGACUUCCAGACCCACCUCCAGUCCAACCCAGCCCUCCACUUCAACUACACCUCCUCUCCCUCCUUCGAAUUCCUACAGCCACCCUCAGAGGUGACCCUGUCCCGGUCAAAAUCCAAACGGGUCCACCCAUACUGUGCAGACCCUUAA